GGCAAAGGCGGCCGAGAUUCAAACCCCAUAACAGAGCGGGGAGCGGAGGAGCAGCAGCGUCCGUUAACAUUAUUUCCGUGUCCACUUGUCCCCUGUGUCCUUCCUGGCGGCGUAGAAGCGAACAGCCCGGAAGAAGAAGAAUCCAGGUGCUCGAGGAGUAACUUUCCUUGCCAGAGCCGUCCAGGAAGUCUGUCCUCAGGUGUGAUGGAUGAGAAUGUUGUCUUUCCAAGUAUGGGCAGCACGGACUCCCUGCAGCAAGAGUCUGUCCCCAAAGCAAAGAGUGGUUCAGGCCAGCAGCUGGGGCAGCGUUCUCCCCUGAAGGACAUCCUCAACACUAGCCCCUCUCAGCCUAGGGUCAUGAAGCAGACAGCAGGCAUGCCAUCACGUUUUGAGUCAGUGCGUCAGCUGGAUGAGGAGGCUGAGUGGCGGGAGAGGACGGAGGUGGUGACUGCGCUUGACCACCACCACAACAAGGGCAUGGCCAGGGACCUGUUGGAGCAGGCACUCCUAGGAGCCGUGAACAGGUCACAGACAAGGACAGACGCAGGGCCAGUGGCAUUCCGUGAAGUGAAGAAUGUUUCCGUAAUGGACUCAGGUGAGCGGAAGUACUGUUAGCAGAAUGACAGGGUU
Molecule: messenger RNA, 630 nt
Organism: Eriocheir sinensis (Chinese mitten crab)
Lineage: Eukaryota; Metazoa; Arthropoda; Malacostraca; Decapoda; Varunidae
Exons: 4
Coding region: 205-615 (136 amino acids)
Source: RefSeq, a predicted model, not a curated record